AUGGAGGAACAACACUCUCAAGACGACCUCAUGGCUUUCUGCCGACCCGGCUGUGGCAAUCCCGUCCUUGCAAAAGUUUUGAUUGAUGAGAAACUACUCGACGAUGGGUCGGCUACGGUGUACUACUUCUUCAAAGACAACAAGGAGAGCGACCUCUUCCGCGAGCACGCCAGCAAAGCGAUAGAUCACUAUGGAAGUGGAUUAAGGGCUGAUUUCGACGCUCUUUGGAAUUUGUGGACAAUCGCAAUCUUCGAUCCCUCAAAUCAAGAUGUCGUCUGUGUAAUCGACGCCUUGGACGAAUGCCGCCAGCCAGACCGCCAUCGACUAAUAGCGGAGCUCGAUCGGUUCUACACAUUCUCCCCAGAAAGAUCAAGAAUCGGACCGAAAGUGAAGUUCCUGAUUAUGAGUCGACCGUAUGGUGAUAUUGAACGCAGAUACGGCAGACUUACCAACCGGUUUCCUACUAUUCGUCUAGCUGGUGAAGAGGAGUGGGUGAACAUUAGCCAAGAGAUCGGCCUGGUGAUGCAAGUCAAGGUAGACGAAACUGUGGAAGAAAGAGGCCUCUCUGAUGAGAUUCGGAAAGCUCUGAAAAGCCAAUUCUCAGAAACUCGAAACACGACUUUUCUCUAA
This is a messenger RNA of Penicillium argentinense, 630 nucleotides long. RefSeq lists its product as uncharacterized. The transcript is spliced from 2 exons. NCBI's taxonomy places the organism in Eukaryota, Fungi, Ascomycota, Eurotiomycetes, Eurotiales, Aspergillaceae. Bases 1 to 630 code for a protein of 209 amino acids. The record is from RefSeq and is a predicted model, not a curated record.